Messenger RNA from Phlebotomus papatasi, 1354 nucleotides. Its product is annotated as retinol dehydrogenase 12-like. The transcript is spliced from 4 exons. The record is from RefSeq and is a predicted model, not a curated record. Bases 102 to 1133 code for a protein of 343 amino acids. Lineage: Eukaryota; Metazoa; Arthropoda; Insecta; Diptera; Psychodidae.
ACUUAUCACAUUCGAUUCUCUAUCGAAGCGAUAAUGUUUCAUUUUGAUAUCUGGUUCAGGCUUUUUUGGGCUAUUCAUUCACGUUUUAGAAUCACAGUGUGAUGGAGUUCUUUGAGUUCUCUGAACAAAUCGCUCUCCUAAGGGAGAAUUUUCCUCUGGAGAGGUACAUCUUCGGAGCUGGAGUUGCUAUUGUGACGAUCUUCUUGUAUAGGAAAUACGUUGAGGGUGGUCAGUUCCGAAAGAAUCAUGUGAAGAUGGAUGGAAAGGUCGUUAUCAUAACAGGAGCAAAUACAGGAAUUGGAAAGGAAACAGCUUUGGACCUGGCUAGGAGAAAUGCCAAGAUUUAUCUGGCUUGCAGAGAUCAAAAGCGUUGUGAAGAAGCUCGACAGGACAUCAUUGAGCAAACAGGGAAUACAAAGAUUUACAAUAGACAUCUCGAUCUGAACUCUCUCAAGUCCGUUAGAGAUUUUGCUGCUCAGUUUUCCAAAGAGGAGAAGCACCUGGACGUCCUGAUUAACAAUGCUGGAGUGUUUUUCCUUCCUCACUCUAUAACUAAAGAUGGUUGUGAAACUACCCUCCAGGUUAAUCAUAUCAGUCAUUUCCUCCUUACUCAUCUUCUUCUGGAGCAUCUUAAGAAAGCUCCUCAAGGAAGGAUUGUGAAUGUGUCUAGUUUACUGUAUGGUAGAGCCAAAAUAGAUGAAGAUGAUCUUCAUCUUAAAAAAUCCUUCGGGAAGUAUAAGGCUUAUGCCAACUCGAAGCUUGCUCAAAUCCUUACAACUCAGAGACUUGCUAAAGAAUUGGAAGGCACCAACAUUACUGUUUACAGUCUCCAUCCCGGAGUUAUUCAGACUGAAAUCGGACGAAAUAUGAACAUCCCAAAACCACUUCAGUGGAUAAUGAAUCCUGUCUUUGGCUUUCUUUUCAAUAAAUCCGUUAAAUCAGGGGCUCAGACACAAAUUCGUUGUGCUGUCGAUCCCGAAUUGGCCACAGUUUCUGGAAAAUACUUCAGUGAUUGUGAAGAAGUUAAAGAGAAGAAAUUGUUGGAUCCGGCUAAAGAUAACGACCUCAGGGAUUUUAUCUGGAAGGAGAGUAUACGCCUGGCUAAAAUUCCCAGUGAUUUUUCUUACAAAUAAUUGUGAAAUAAAUUUAAAGACUUUGAAAUUUUUUAUUGGCUGUUCAUAUUCACUAGAGAUCAUAUUUUUGACAGUUUUUGGUGGAAUUGCGUGAUUUUGAAGCGGUUCUAAGACUCAGAAAUAUCGAGGAUUUUGGCUUUCAAAUUUUUUUUAUAAUUUGACAUUUUUUAAGAGGUUUUUUCUUAUUUUUAAUUAAUAUUAUUAAAAGUGUAAAUUAAAAA